UCUUUUUCAAACAUCAGUUUGACAAGUGUUUAAUACACACGUGCCAAAAUUGUUUUAAAAUUAUAUAGUACGCAAAGUCACUCCACAAAAAUGGGUCAGUUUUCAGAGGAACAAAUCGAGAAAAUCGGCGAUCUCCUGAACGACCCGAAUAGACCGUUAAAAGAACGAUUUCGAGCCUUAUUCACAUUGAGAAACAUCGGUGGCCCGACUAGCAUAAAAUUCAUUGAAAAAUGCUUCGGCGACACCUCCGCACUCUUAAAACACGAAUUGGCUUAUUGUUUAGGUCAAAUGCAAGAUCCCGCCGCGAAUCCAGUACUGGUCAAAGUUUUAGAAAACACAACAGAAGAACCCAUGGUCAGACAUGAAGCAGCUGAAGCUCUGGGAGCCAUAGGUAGUCCCGACAGUUUAAAAGUCUUAGAGAAGUAUAAGGAAGAUAGUGUUGUGGAUGUUGCCGAAACUUGUGAAAUAGCUUUGGAUAGAAUAAAGUGGUUGCAAAAUCCUGAAAAUAAGAAUCUCACUCAAAACCCAUACAACUCUGUUGAUCCUGCACCACCAACUGAAACUAAAUCAGUGGAAGAACUUAAAAAAAUCCUAUUGAAUGACUCCUUACCAUUGUUUCAAAGGUACAGAGCAAUGUUUUCACUCAGGAACAUGAGAAACAAGGAAUCAGUAUUAGCUUUAGGUGAGGCUUUGGAGCAUGGCAGUGCUUUGUUCAGGCAUGAAGUGGCCUUUGUACUUGGACAACUACAGGAUGAAAAUGCAGUGCCUUAUUUGACUAAGUCACUGGAAAAUGUUGAGGAAAGUGCUAUGGUGAGACAUGAGUGUGCUGAAGCUUUAGGAGCUAUUGCUACAGAUGAGUGCAACAGGGUGUUGAAUAAGUAUUUAGAGGAUUCAGCUAGAGUUGUUAAGGAGAGUUGUGAGAUUGCUUUAGACAUGUGUGAAUAUGAAAAUAGUGAAGAAUUUCAGUACGCUAAUUCUUUGAAUAUUUCUGGUGAAAAAUAAUAUUUUAAAUUGUGAUGAUUUAUAUUAUAUUGUUAUAAUAAAUAUAUAUAUUUUUAUAUUGUU
Messenger RNA from Aethina tumida (small hive beetle), 1065 nucleotides. It is a transcript of the gene nero, whose product is annotated as deoxyhypusine hydroxylase. The transcript has 2 exons. Bases 91 to 1002 code for a protein of 303 amino acids. Gene Ontology annotation, molecular function: deoxyhypusine monooxygenase activity. NCBI's taxonomy places the organism in Eukaryota, Metazoa, Arthropoda, Insecta, Coleoptera, Nitidulidae. Gene Ontology annotation, biological process: peptidyl-hypusine biosynthetic process. The record is from RefSeq and is a predicted model, not a curated record.